Molecule: messenger RNA, 705 nt
Organism: Vicia villosa (hairy vetch)
Lineage: Eukaryota; Viridiplantae; Streptophyta; Magnoliopsida; Fabales; Fabaceae
Exons: 2
Coding region: 1-705 (234 amino acids)
Source: RefSeq, a predicted model, not a curated record
AUGGCGUCGCGCAAUGUUCAUAGCUCUUCGUGCAAAGAACAAAAACUCACGGCGAGUGUGAUCUAUGCAUCCAAUGCAGCAACAAUUUGGAAUGAUCUUCAAGAACGAUUUCUGCAGAACAAUGGACCGCGUCUGUUUCAGCUUCGCAAAGACUUCAUCACCUGCACUCAAGGUACACUCUCAGUUGGUGCCUAUUACUCUAAGCUCAAGGGUCUUUGGGAAGAGCUAGCUGAAUUUCGUCCGAUUCACAAUUGUGUGUGUGGAGGUGUUAAUCCCUUGAUUGAACACAUCAAUCGUGAAUACGUUUUAACAUUCUUGCUAGGUCUGAAUGAGAGUUUCAAUUCCAUUCAAAGCCAAAUUCUUCUUAUGGAUCCUUUACCGUCUGUUCCUCGUGUGUUUUCGCUUGUAAUUCAAGAAGAGAAACAAAAGGUGAUUAAUUCCAUUGCCAGUGAUAAUACUGAAGCUUUAGCUUAUGCUGUAAAUGAUUCUCAUGGUACUAAGUCCAAGAUUGGAAAGAAGGAUAGGCCUAUAUGCUCUCACUAUGGGAUUCUUGGACACAUCAAAGACAAAUGCUUCAAAUUACAUGGAUAUCCACCUGGAUAUCGAAAAAACAAGGUUAUACCGUCUACACCAUCUGCUGCUAAUGCUGUUAAUACAGAGAUCUUGGAUGAUACAGCACCUUUGAACACAAAGCAAUAUCAAUAA